GGGUUCUGUUAAAAUCUUUUUUUUUUGGUUCUGUUGAGCCGUACGUUUUUUUAAUACCAAUUCUUGGUUUUGUUUUUUUGGAAUGAAACGGGUUAACGGGUCGGGGUAUGGCCGACCCAGUUGUUUGAGGUUGAAGGGUUUGCUCUUCUUGUUGUUGUUCUUGUGUUUGUUGGCUUCAUGAAUUUGUAUAAAGUUUCAUUCUUUUAGUAUUUGUCUUGAGUUCUGCUUUUCGUUUAGGGCUGACAAGUACAAGAAUUGAUGAGUCUGAUUUGAGCAUAUACUAUAUUACUUUGAGGUUGAAGCAUUGCUGUUGUUGUUGUUUUUGUGCUUGUUGGCUUCAUGAAUUAGUCUGCAAGUUUAAAAUUUGUCAUUCUUUUAGGAUAUGUUUCGCGUUCUGCUUUUCAGUUAGGGCUGAGAAGUACAGAAAAUAUGAGUCUGAUUUGAGCAUAUACUCUUACUAGUUUGAGGUUGAAGCAUCUGUAUUGCUGUUCUUGUGCUUGUCGGCUUCAUGAAUUACUAUGGAAUUUUAAAAAUUUUAUCCUUUAAGGAUUUGCCGUGGUUUCCAUUCCACAAGUGUUACUGAUAAUCUAGAUAUGUGAUACAAUAACAACAUACCCAGCGUAAUCCCACAAGUGGGGUCUGGGGAGGGUGGUGUACUUGAGAAUCAAGCGUUUUUACCAUUAAAGAAUUUCCCGCUUUCUUUAUUUUACAGAUAUGGAUUUUAUCGAUCAGUAAUAAUAAUGCCAGUAAUUUGUCCGAGAUGAUUUUUUUGGAAAAAAAAAAAAAAAGAACAGAUCAUCCAUUGUUCUACUGCAUAUCCUAGUUUGGCACGAAGGAAUGAAGCUCUUACUCCUACCUUGUGAAGGUAGAGAAGCUGUUUCCUAUAGACCUUCGACUCAAUCUGGACAUAUUAUAGUUAAUUAAUUAAUCAGUUCAGAUUAAUUAGUCUCAUUUACACAAAAAUGAUUACUAAAUGAUUCUUUUUCAUCAAAAUUAUAAAUUUAUUAGAUUGCCUUACAAAAAUUAUUGCAAAACCAAGCAUAUAAUCUAAAUACCGAAAAUUUGGCGAAAAAGGAAAAAAGGAGAAUAAUUUGUUUUUUUUUUUUGGGCGGGGGGAGGGGAGUAUAGAAGGAGUGACAAAAACGCCGUCUUUUCAGUUUUUGUGUCCUCUCUAACCUGCCGCGCCAGAGUAAGCAGAGAGCAAUGUCGAAAAUACCUAUAGGGUGUGAGCCAGUGGUGGGAUCGUUAACGCUGUCAAACCAAACGAAGUACAGAAUGACUUACAAAAUGCAAGAACGCAACAAGCACAAGAAGAACAACGAUGAAAAAGAAGGCAAGUGCCCAUUAUACGUGAUUGUCUUCAACUUCAUCGACUCUCGCUUCUUCAAUCUCUUUGCUGCUGUCGGCGGAAAUCGAGUUACUGUAUACCAAUGUCUUGAAGGCGGUGCUAUUGCUGUGCUGCAGUCUUAUAUUGAUGAAGAUAAAGAUGAAUCCUUUUACACUGUAAGCUGGGCCUGCAAUAUUGAUGGGAGUUCAUUGAUAGUGGCUGGAGGAAUAAAUGGAAUUCUCCGUGUUAUUGAUGCUGGCAAUGAGAAGAUACACAAGAGCUUUGUUGGGCAUGGAGACUCAAUAAACGAAAUUAGGACUCAAGCCUUGAAACCAUCUCUUGUAGUUUCUGCCAGCAAAGAUGAAUCUGUUCGCUUGUGGAAUGUUCAUACUGGAAUAUGCAUUUUGAUAUUUGCUGGUGCUGGGGGUCAUCGAAAUGAAGUACUCAGUCUGGACUUCCAUCCUUCUGAUAUAUAUCGCAUUGUUAGCUGUGGAAUGGAUAAGACUGUUAAGAUCUGGUCAAUGAAAGAGUUCUGGACAUAUGUAGAGAAAUCAUUUACUUGGACGGAUCUUCCUUCCAAGUUCCCUACAAAAUAUGUUCAGUUUCCAGUGAGUAUUUUCUUGUUGCUUCUUUCCUUCCGUCUUUUUCCUUGUGAAACUUCGGUUGGAGAUUUUUUUCUUGCUGUAACCUCCUUUUUAUCCUUUCAGAUAUUCAUAGCUUCAGUCCAUAACAAUUACAUUGACUGUAACCGAUGGCUUGGUGAUUUUAUCUUGUCCAAGAGUGUUGAGAAUGAAAUUGUACUGUGGGAACCAAUGAUGAAACAGUCUCCUGGAGAGGGCACCGUUGACAUCCUCCAAAAGUAUCCUGUCCCAGAGUGUGAUAUAUGGUUUAUCAAGUUUUCAUGUGAUUUUUACUACAAAGCGGCAGCUAUAGGAAAUAGAGAAGGGAAGAUCUUUGUCUGGGACCUACAGUCCAGCCCACCAACUCUGAUUGCAAGGUUAUCUCAUGUUCAAUCUAAAUUACCGAUUAGACAGACUGCCAUGUCUUUCGAUGGAAGCACCAUACUUAGCUGCUGUGAAGAUGGGACUAUAUGGCGCUGGGAUGUGGUUGCAACUUCUUGAGUUUGAGCAGCGAUUAGCUUGAUGUGCCAGUGAAUGAACUUGUAUUAUAAGUGGUGCACAUAAUGCUGUAAUAUAACUUUUUGUAGUGGUCAAAAACUCAGUGUAGCCUUGAGUGGGUCUGAGAUUGUUGCUAAGUUGAUACUAAUCUUAGUUUGUUGUGAUAUUGUUGCUAAGUUGGUGGUACUAAUCUUAGUUUGUUGUUUGAAUUGG
Lycium ferocissimum is the source of this 2658-nucleotide messenger RNA. Its product is annotated as polycomb group protein FERTILIZATION-INDEPENDENT ENDOSPERM-like. Lineage: Eukaryota; Viridiplantae; Streptophyta; Magnoliopsida; Solanales; Solanaceae. Gene Ontology annotation, molecular function: nucleosome binding; protein binding. The record is from RefSeq and is a predicted model, not a curated record. The coding region runs from base 1204 to 2448 and encodes 414 amino acids. Gene Ontology annotation, biological process: negative regulation of transcription by RNA polymerase II. The transcript has 12 exons. Gene Ontology annotation, cellular component: ESC/E(Z) complex.